Fulvia fulva is the source of this 822-nucleotide messenger RNA. RefSeq names its product 4-formylbenzenesulfonate dehydrogenase. NCBI's taxonomy places the organism in Eukaryota, Fungi, Ascomycota, Dothideomycetes, Mycosphaerellales, Mycosphaerellaceae. The transcript is spliced from 7 exons. The record is from RefSeq and is a predicted model, not a curated record. Gene Ontology annotation, molecular function: oxidoreductase activity. Bases 1 to 822 code for a protein of 273 amino acids.
AUGCAGGUGGGCCAAGCAUGGUGCUAUUCCCGGCUGCCGCAGUUUCAGGAGAGCAAAGCAAGCAAGCGGGGUGAGCUCGAGGAGCUUCAUGAUCAACGGUUACAUACCUCGCUCGUGAGGAGUAGAGCGCCUCGUGUGCCUUGGCGCCAGAUCAUCUGCACCAAAUCAAUCAUGCCCGAACGUCAUGGGACACUCCACGGCAAAGUGGCGAUCGUGACUGGCGGGAGCAUGGGUCUUGGUGAAGGUACUGUCUUCGAUAUCAACAAGGACCUUGGCCAGAAGCUCGUUCAAACCCUUCUAGAGAAAUCCGUAUCUUUCUUCAAAGGCGACGUCACAAACGAGAACCCAUGGACCGCCGCCCUCAAGCACGUCCUCGACACCUUCGACCAGCUUGACAUCGUCGUCAACAACGCCGGGGUCGUGCAUCGCAGUGCUCCCAGCUACGAAGUCCCCCAAUCUGAACCCAAGGCCAAAGGCCACGGGGUAUUCGUCAAUGUCUCUUCGAUUUCUGCGCCGAGGUCGAGGCCGAAUUUGGUGUGGUAUGCGGGGAGUAAGGGGGCUGUUAGUGCUAUCACGAAAGGACUCGCGGCCGAGUUUGCGCCUGCGGGCGUGAGGUGUAAUGCGAUUUGUCCUGUGGUCGCAGAGACGGGGAUGGUGAGUAGUGUGUUGGGUGGGACUGAUACGCCUGAGGGAAGACAGAGGCUGCUUGCUGCGAUUCCUAUGGGCAGGAUUGGGGAGCCGAAGGAAAUUGGGAAUGCUGCGGCUUUUCUGGCGAGUGAGGAGAGUAGUUUUAUCACGGGGAUUGAGUUUCCGGGUGUGUAG